AUGACAUCAGAAUCGCAAGAAUUGCUCCUGCAUACAAUAUUGCAUUUGUUAUUCACAUUGUGCAUUGUGUAUCCACCAGUGGAGUUUCAACGUGCUGGCUUUACUAUUCAAACAUUAUUUUCUGGAUAUUUGGGUGUAGAACGAAACGAUUUUGUUGGAUAUCAUUUGAGGAGGUCCGUACUGACACGUUUUAUACAUUUUUGCUUGCCUUUAUUUUACUUCGUCUACUUAUCGGUGGUUUUACGAGAAACAAUAUUUACUCUUAGACCACAAACCAUUUUGCAGUUUGGUGCCUACGCAUCUAUCGCCAUCGCUGGAGUCUCUGCCUUCAUAAUGUUGUGUCAUUGGUGGAAUAAAUUUGAUGAACAUCCGACUGUGCAGUGUUUGAAACGUUAUCUUGGCAAUAACGGAAGCAGUUGGCACGAAGUGGCCGAAUCAAUCAACGCAGAGUAUCGUAAUAUGCUAGAUACCUUAAGCAUCACUCUAACAGGUAUAGAUCGUGUUGUAAUGACAUCUUCUUGGAUUUUGAACAUUACAAACUAUGCAUUGACUUGUGCUCAAGUGAGUGAUGUAUCACUGGAAGCCAUAAGAGCUGACGAACAUCCGGUUUCUCAUCAUAUGCAAAGCGGUGGUUCGGCGCAGUUCAUCAGUAUAUGCGUAAAGAGUACAACAGAACGUUUCCAACCAUUUGUCAUCAGAAUACGUACAGAAUCAUUCCGUGAUCUGCGCAACAAGCUAGACAAGCCUAUUGCUAUGGCUCGAGAAGUAGUCUUGAAGCAAUCACUUAAUGAGCGUUUCGUUGAAGCAUUCACUCAACAAAUUGCUUUGAAUCCGAAGUAUGACUAUGACGAGCCGGAACGCCUCGAGCCAUGUUUGGGUUGUUCUACUGAGCUGUCGAAUGUUAAAUUAUGGAAGCGGUGUCGGAAUGAUGUUCAAGAUGAUAUGGAUGCAGAAAGGCCUAGAUCUCGUUGCACGCAAUGUUACUGCAGGCCUAUGUGGUGUGACACAUGUAUGGGACUAAUCUUUGCAUCUAAGCAAGAUCCACAUCGUCCGGAGUUGUGGAUGCCUGGUAAAGCUCAGUGUCCAACGUGUCGAGCGACAUUUUGCGUUCUUGAUGUUGCGUUUUUAAAUAUGACUAGGAAUCCAUAG
Messenger RNA from Acanthocheilonema viteae, 1149 nucleotides. Lineage: Eukaryota; Metazoa; Nematoda; Chromadorea; Rhabditida; Onchocercidae. The record is from the annotation of a GenBank genome assembly.